This is a messenger RNA of Nycticebus coucang (slow loris), 2015 nucleotides long. RefSeq names its product Jun dimerization protein 2 (gene JDP2). Gene Ontology annotation, biological process: regulation of transcription by RNA polymerase II. NCBI's taxonomy places the organism in Eukaryota, Metazoa, Chordata, Mammalia, Primates, Lorisidae. The coding region runs from base 277 to 1074 and encodes 265 amino acids. The transcript has 4 exons. Gene Ontology annotation, molecular function: DNA-binding transcription factor activity, RNA polymerase II-specific; RNA polymerase II cis-regulatory region sequence-specific DNA binding. Gene Ontology annotation, cellular component: nucleus. The record is from RefSeq and is a predicted model, not a curated record.
AGGCGGUGGUCUAGGCCCUUCUCUAGGGCAGGCUAGUGCAGCUGUGCGGCCUCGGGGCCUCGGGGUAUUGCAGUGGCUGGUGGGUAGGUAGGGCAGAGGCUCCCAGAUGCUUUAAUCCUCUGCCCAUCCUUCUCCCCGGAAAAACAACACAGGCGGGCGAGGUCUCCUCCUCUCCCACUCGGUCCUGGAGAGUCCAAGGAUGAAACUGUGCUGAAAUUCUCUCUCUCUCAGUUUGGGGAGAAGCGCCCGAUUCUGAGGAAGAGGUCACCACGGGCCAUGCGUGAGGGGCGUCUGCCCGUCCCUAGGCCUCUCCCUCGCAUCUCUCCCAGGGCCGCGGCCGUGCCUGGCGGGUGCGAGCCGGGCGGCCGUGCGCCGGGGGUGCUCUUACAUAACCGCUCGCCGCGUCCUGCUUUCUCGCGCGCUCCGGCACCGCCGGCUGGCAGAGCCAGGGGACUAGAUGUAGCCCGCGCGGGCGCUGCGGGGCCGGGGCCGCCCCUGCGGGGAGAGGAGCGCGCGCGGCGGCGGGAGGAGGGCGCCAAAGGCGGCGGGGGAGGUGAAGGCUGGCCUGCCACUCCUCCUGCUAUGAUGCCUGGGCAGAUCCCAGACCCUUCCGUGACAGCGGGCUCUCUGCCAGGGCUCGGCCCUCUGACCGGACUCCCCAGCUCAGCCUUGACUGCAGAGGAGCUGAAAUACGCCGAUAUCCGCAACCUCGGGGCCAUGAUCGCACCCUUGCACUUCUUGGAGGUGAAGCUGGGCAAGAGGCCCCAGCCUGUGAAAAGUGAGCUAGAUGAGGAAGAGGAGCGAAGGAAAAGGCGCCGGGAGAAGAACAAAGUUGCAGCCGCCCGAUGCCGGAACAAGAAGAAGGAGCGCACAGAGUUUCUGCAGCGGGAAUCUGAGCGGCUGGAACUCAUGAACGCCGAGUUGAAGACCCAGAUUGAGGAGCUGAAGCAGGAGCGGCAGCAGCUGAUCCUGAUGCUGAACCGGCACCGCCCCACCUGCAUCGUCCGGACCGAUAGUGUCAAGACCCCCGAGUCGGAAGGCAACCCACUGCUGGAGCAGCUCGAGAAGAAGUGACCAUGGGCUGGGAGCAGGAAGCGGAGGAGGGGGAAGAGGAGAAGAGACAAAGAGGAGGGAAGGGGGACCUGUCCUCGGUGCAUGAAAAACUGUAGAAUAAGGUUCGGCCCCACCAGUGUCAGCUGGGCUUUUCUGUGAAACUCAGAUCAGCCACGCAAGGGAAGAGGGGGCUGAAGAAACCCAGAGGGACCAAGUGCUGAGACCAAAGUUGACCCACGGGUAGGGCUGUCCUGCCUGGGGCCCAGCUUGAAAGAGGCAGGACAGAGGUGCCUGGGCCCGAGAGACACCCAGCCAGGCAGCCUUGGGCACUUCUCCAGCCUCUCCACCAGGACACCCACCUGAGGGACCUCCCAGCAGCCAGGAAAAGCCAUGAGUUGCAACCAAAAUGCGGCUGAGGAUGGAACUCAAAAUGAAACUGCAAUCUGUCAGCCCUGACCCUGAUGCCAAGAUGCUGGAGAGGGGCGUGCUGGGGCCCCGACACCCUGCCCACCUCGGUCCACGCGGCCCCGCCCGGAGGCGGCAGCUGGGCGCACCCUGGCCGGCCCUGCUGGAGGCUGCCGUGGACACUGAGGCGCGGGCGCCCUUCCAAAGCACAUACUCACUGAAUGUUUACAGACUGGUGUCCUCGCAGGGCUCUCAACUGCACAUGUUUUUUAUACUUUCUUUUUUUUUUUUUUAAAUAUUUUUUACCAAAAAAAAGAUUUUAUACAAGCAAUAUAUAUAUGGAUUUCUAUAAUCACUCGAUGUGAUACAGUAUAAAUAUGCUAUGGUUUGUUUGUUAAGAACAGAUAUCCACCAGUUAUGGCCGUUGUGUGUAACUCCUAAGUACUGUAGUCUCUGGGUGUUGGGGUGGCUGGGGCGGGGGUGGGGGCGUUUCCAUCCUUGUAAACCCUUCAUAAUACUCAGUCCUGUAUCGCUCAGUAAACAAUGCUCUUACUUAC